Messenger RNA from Lethenteron reissneri (Far Eastern brook lamprey), 3961 nucleotides. RefSeq lists its product as uncharacterized. Lineage: Eukaryota; Metazoa; Chordata; Hyperoartia; Petromyzontiformes; Petromyzontidae. The record is from RefSeq and is a predicted model, not a curated record.
AGGCCGUGCUGCCACGUGCCACCAACCCCCACCACUCGUCACGGUUAACGGUGGCCCUGAACGGCACCCACCGUGACAUGCAGGUCGACUACACUCGCCGCUGUUGACGCGUACGCGUGGAAGAGGACGCAUUCAUCCAGCAGUGGAUUGCGUGGUCUGUGCACGGAGUGGGAACACGUGCAGGGGACUCGAGCAGAUCAUCUCUUGGGGGUUCUUUCGCUUCAUGGAAUCUAUGAAUUUACUGAAGGCAGAGAGAUAUCUUACGGGAUGACAACACGCCAUCCCAUAUCAAGCAAGAUCAGGGUUUUAAACCAGCAAAGGCUCCGCUGGUUCACCCAGUCAACCUGUGUCUGUGGAACACCAGCAGGAACAAUGGGGAAAUCACAAAAGAAACCUCAAUCAAAGCGAUCAACCUCUGGCAAAUCACCUGCGAAAAGGAAGAGAAAACAGCAUGGCAAGGAGGCAGGGGGUGGACCAGCUCCAUCAAGGCCAAAGAGUGCACUCAUUUAUGACCAACAGACGGAUCUCGAGGAGAGGAUGGCUGCUUUUCAGAGCCAAACAUUGCGUGAUGACACCCAGGACUUCAUGAGCGUGGGGAAUUAUAAAAACCUGGAGAUGAAUUACACUCAUACUCGCCUGGCUGCUUCCAAGCUCAUCUGCCACUUCCGGCUUCCAGUAGACAUUCGCGGUCUGGAAGGCAUAACUCCACGGCAGUACCUACUGCAUUACUGCACCGUAGACCGGAGAAGACGCAAUCACUAUCAAUGCAUUUUCAUCCAAAUGCACCUGGAUAAACAUGGAUUCAUCUCCUACAAGGAUUGUCAACAGGCUCUCAGCAAGGUGCAUGGCAACACAGUCGGAGCUGCUCAAAUCAACACCGUCCUUGACAUCGUCGGCGCUGACAACAACAGCAAGUUUGAUUUGCACCUCUUCAGUGCCCUCUGUGCCCUCUCCGAGAGGAUGCUCUACCACGUCUUUGUGACAGAAGAGGAUGACCACACUGGGCGUGGGAAGAGAGAUGCACUGGAGGAGGCUGACUUCUACCUACUGGACAUGAAGCUACAAGGAUGUAACAUCUCUCAAGAAAUGAAAAAGCUCUUCAGCGUUCUCUAAGAUAGCCAUCUCACUCCUGUCACUACACUGCCCCCCCUCCCGCCACCAUGUCCACACCAGCAAUAUAAGUAAAAAUCAGUUUGUUUAAAUAUCACCUCCGUUUGUUGCAUCCAUUACAUAUAGUUUAAGGGUUUUAAAUAGGAUUUAAUCAGGUAAGGAAGUGUUACACGUGUUAUUAUAUAAAAAGAUAAUGCCCGUAUUCUUCCAUCAUUUUAAUUUCCACAGGAACAAUUGUUGCUGAUUGAGACACAAAAACUUAUAAUAACAAAAUCAAUUGGAAGCUGUCUUAAGGGCGUGAUGUAUUGUUGGAGGGGGAGCGGUAAUGUUGUGGUUAGCACACUGCGCUACGAACCCGGAAAUCUGAGUUUUGAGCCCCGCUCACAAUCGAUAACAGUGGCGAAUAUUUAAGUCGACUCAGCCUUCAAUGAGUAUAUGGUGCAGUGUGUAAACAUGAGUAUAUGGUGCAGUGUGUAAACAUGACUAUAUGGUGCAGUGUGUAAGCACUGGGGAGACAAACACAGCCAGGCAUGGUAUUGGCCACCCACUCAACUCAUGUGCCAUGCCGGACUUCAUAGGUUCUCGCUAACAGCAUUUGCCCCAACAGCAUGUUAACGUCUAUAUGGGGAAUCGGUCUUUGACAUUCAUUUAAAACAGCAACUGCCGUUUGUUACUAAGUGGCGGUGACAUAACCACGGCGGUUGUGCCAGGCAAGGUGCACUUUGAGGCCACGUGCAGUGUGGAAGGCUCGUUGCGAACAGGUCACGGGACAAACCCAGGUGUUAUGGGUUGACUGAGAUGACUGGCAGAUGUACCACCUGCAUUCCCCACUGUGCCACCUUGAUGCCUUUUAGCCGCCUGGCACUCCGCUCGCUCUUUCUGGAGGGGAACUGCCUCCUCCUGCCCAGUAGGAUCCUUCAUGUGCCUCCUCCACAUAGGCCGAUCUUGACACCACUCAGCUCCACAUCCUUCUGAACCAGGUCUUGUUGGAAUUCCCUACACCUCUGCUGUAGCAGACGGACAGAAAGUAUGGCAUCUGUGCAGGACCGCCCUUUCCUGAAACCGCAUUGGAGCUGCGCAAGCCUCUCCUCAGCGUGCCUGGUAAGGCGAUGUUGAAUAAUAUAAUCAUUUCCAGGACCUUUUCACAUACAACACAUACUCAUACACAUACAAUUAUAUAUAGUUUCCAAAUUUCGACAAGGAUUCAGAUGUGUACACACGUACGUGUCCAAAUGAACACACUCAAAACGUAAUAGCCUAAUUAGUUAUUUCGCUGGAUCCAAAAUCAUAUUUAAGCCAAAUCUUCCAGAAUCAUAUCGGCCAAAACAGCCAACGCUUGCCCCUUGAUCAAAAAGCUAACCACACUCUGGACAACGUUCUCAGAUCUGAGGCAGCUUGUAUUAUAGAUCAGCCUCUUUACUUUCAUUCAAAGGCAUUUUCUGCGAUAUAAUCCAUCACGUUGUCGUAAGUACAAUGGGUGAAAAUGUUAUCUGCCUGAUAAGUUAUAAUUUAUAAUUAUAAGUAGAAUUACUGUAUAACUAUUGAUUAAUAAUGUGAAAAUUUAGAAUUUGUAAUAUCAGGUAUUGUUACACCAUUGAUCUCAGAAAUAAGAUUGCUUUCACUGAUGUAAGACAGUACUGUAUAUAUGUUUCGUACAAUAAUGAACACAAAGCCAAUAUAAAACAAUAAAAAAACGUACAUGUCAACCAUAUCAUCAUCAUGUGUGUUGGUGGAAAAUGUGAUUUCUGCACUUUUGUUAGUGGGGACGGUGCAAUAUAAUGACCAGGCUUUCAGGCAGCCAUGUAUAAAAGUGUAUCCUUUGACAACAGCAGCCUCCAGGUGGCUUAUUAUUUGUGAUGCAGACUGCGUUGAAGGCAACAAAACUAACUCAGCACAUUCGUCAUUAAAAUUGCCUUAAAAGGAAAAGGAUAUAUAACAGGCGACGUUUUGCGUCAUGUGUGAAAAAAUAUGGCAAACGGUGAGGUCAGCCCGGUAGUGGAACAGAGAGUAGUGACGAAGCAUAUUGUGCAUGAAGACGUCAAGUCAGCUGAGAUUCACAGGUGACACGCGGUGCAGUAUUGUAAAGGACGGACUUCUAACUUCUUAAUGGCACACACUGUUUAUUAUCUUCCUCUCACCCGUUACCCUGAGGAGACACAGCCUCCGGACCUUGCAGGCUAUCUAAUCUCCCUGCUAUCCCAGCGUCCUCUGGCUGGACCUAGGGGAUCUCUCCCCGACCACUGGUUACUCUGAGCCCUAGCCCUGAUAAGGGCUGGAGGGCUUGGUCCAGGGUCCUAGAUGUCUUCGGCCGACUUGGGUCUUCGUGUAGCAGAACUGGCCAAGAGCGCUCAGCGCUCUGGCUUUUAUACCUGUUCGUGGCCGGGUUGUCCAAUCCCCGGCCACCUUGUGGGACCCUCCGAUUGGUCCUUCCCAAUUUGGCGUUUGGAUCCUACCUCACCCCCUUUGACCCUGACCGUUUGAUUGAGCGGGAAAACCUUGUUUACGAUCCGCUCUCUCACAGUUUGCGAACAGCGAGUAGUUAACACCACUACACAUGUAACCGGAUCGGUUGAAGCUCUACACCAGCUUUUGGAAGUUCCCUGUGCGCGUGGCCACGCGAGAGUGAGUGCGUGCGCCACGGAGGUAGCGAGAGGAAUAAAGAAGGCAACGCUAGAGUACGACCAAAAAUGCAUUUUGACUUAUUGAUAGCCACCCCGAUGCACUCAAUAAAGAUCGCGGCCAAGAAGAGUGAGGCAUAAUGGGGAUGGGUUACACCAGUGGCGGCUCCUGCAAAAUCUCUCAGGGGGGGCAAAUGUCUGAAUGAUUGAUAAGGAUAAGGUCCACCCAUGCA